Messenger RNA from Eleginops maclovinus (Patagonian blennie), 7238 nucleotides. It is a transcript of the gene sh2b1, whose product is annotated as SH2B adaptor protein 1. Gene Ontology annotation, biological process: intracellular signal transduction. The record is from RefSeq and is a predicted model, not a curated record. The transcript has 9 exons. Bases 538 to 3417 code for a protein of 959 amino acids. Gene Ontology annotation, cellular component: plasma membrane. Gene Ontology annotation, molecular function: transmembrane receptor protein tyrosine kinase adaptor activity. Lineage: Eukaryota; Metazoa; Chordata; Actinopteri; Perciformes; Eleginopidae.
CGAGAAGAACGGGGCCAGGCAAGGCAUAGCAAUAUUCAUAUUUAGCAACAACAACAACAACAACCUUUAACGAAGAAUGAUUAUUUGGUUAUGUGACAAAAGAUGGAUGAAAUGUGUGCCACCACACAGACACGGAUGAAAACACUGGAAUGUGAUGUACAGGAUGUGGCCACGCUUCUCUGGAUGUAUGACAGAUGGUGAAGAAGGAGCAGGUCUCACUAAUCCAUCCUCCUCUACCCAUCCUUCUACUGGCUGUCUGAAUCCGAUAUUUUCUUGCCUAAAGUAUUAAAAUUCAAAAAAUAAUGUAGCAGAAAGCUUAGCCUUGGAGAUAUUUGACCUCUUUAACCCCGUCUUGCAUGGGUCUGGUGCAUUUCAAGUCUUCAUUUUAGAUGGGGCUCCUGAGCACGCCACUUAAGUUCACACUCAUUUGUAAAUUAUUAGACCAAUGUGCCGUGUUUGCCCCCAGACAGUGACCCCAGCUGUGCAAUCACUUCAACUUUCUGUUGUAUGUUUGAAGUGAUUUGAUUGACCAUCAGGAUGAACGGCUCUCUUUUAACCCCGCCCAGCCCACGGGCGGCAAACUCCUCUCCUCUACCUCCCUCCCCCUCCCCGUCUCCGUCCCCUCCAUCUCCCUCCAUGCUGCCUAUGUCCCCCCGGCCGCCUCCUCUCCCUCCUCUGGUGAGCCCUCAACCACAAGCUCACCAAUCCUCCCUGUCAGACACCCCCACACCUUCCCCCUCGCCCUGCCUGAGUUGGACCGAAUUCUGUGAGCUCCACGCCCGUGUUGCGGCCGGUGACUUUGCACGGCACUUUCGGGCUUUCCUCCUGGAGAACCCCCACUACUCCCCAGACUCGGCGGCUGCUUUCUGCCGACGCUUCACUGACCGCUUCGUCCGUCACUUCCAGAGCGAGCUGGAGGGGGCGCUCCCGCCGAGCUGUGCUUCUGAGAGGGACGACAUGGCGAGCUGGGCUCCCCAGUCAGACGCUACUUCCUUUGAAGAGGAAGCCGUCUCCCCUCUGUCGGUGUCCGGGGCUGCUGUCCUCCCGUGCCCCCCCACAAACACAACGCGGGCUUUAUCCAAGCCAGCACCGGCACGACUGGUGUUAGAGAGCCGCGGUGGUGACAGGUUCCAAGACUCCUACGCCCACACCCAAGUCCUGCCUCCAUCCUCAUCGUCGUCAUGCUGCUCCUCAGUGGGAGGCAACAACGGGAGGCGUGAGGAGCGGGGCGCCAUGAUGGCUCCUGGGAACGGGGAAGCUCCAGUGGAGGAGGAGGAGGACAGCUGGUUAGGGGUGGCGUCUGUUGGGGAAGAUGUGGAGCCAGAGGAGCAGGAGGCAGAGUUGGUGGAGGUGGACGGUGCAGACCCCUCCUACACUAUUCCACCUUCCUCGUCCUCUCCCCCGCCUGGCUCCAAAGGUAACAGUACGCCCAACUCCAAAAACAAACUGAAGAAGCGCUUUUCUCUGCGGAGUGUGGGCCGUAGUGUGCGGGGGAGCGUGCGGGGCAUCCUGCACUGGCGGAGCUCCUCCAGCGACUCGGCCCAGAGCCAGCUGCCCUCCAGCUACAGCUACACCAUGGGCGUGCAGGACGCCACGCUGGUGUCGAGCUCAAAGAGGAACUGUGGCACACAGCCUCCUACACCCACCUCCUCCAUGCCUGUUUCCCUCUCCAUGCCCCUCUCCCUUCCCCACUCCUCCUCCUCCUCGCUGCCGCCCUCAUCUUCAAGCAGCGCCACCUCUCUGUCUCUCUCUGAAGCGGCGAGGGAUCGGCGGCGGAGCAACGGCGAAGGAGGCGAGAAGGAAAAGUGGAGCCAUCGUCUUGAAAAGCUCAGACUGUCACGAUCUCCCCCCCCUGUCCUCACCCCGACCAACGCCGGCCCUCACUCCGGCUCCUCUACGCUGCCACCAAGCAGCGCCGCAGCAGCCGGCAUGGGCCCUCCGAGAAAGGUGGGCCGACUGGUGCGGGAGGGCGGGGUGAGCGUCAGUUCAUCCAAUGACGAGCUAAGCGGAAGCCAUGGCUUUUCAGGCUUCUCGUUCGGGCUUCUGCACCACGGUACGGACAACCACAACGCUGCCUCAGCUUCCUCUGCUGCAGCUCAGGGGGGGGUGCAGCCGCUGGCCAGCGGGGGUAACAUCCCAUGGAAAGGAGGGCGCUGGCACAAGUGUCGUCUGGUCCUCAAAGAGAGGGACCGGGAAGGGGGGGAGCGGGGAGAGGAGUACUACCUGGAAUUCUUCAUUCCACCUAAAUCGUCGAAGCCCCGGCUGACCGUCCCCUGCUGCUCCAUCGUGGAUGUGAGGAGCACCACGGCGCUGGAGGUCCCCGACAAGGAGAACACCUUCCUUCUGCAGCUGGAGGGCACGGCGCAGUACGUGAUCGAGACUCGUGACGCUGUGCAGAUGAGAGCCUGGCUCAGUGACAUCAGGAACGGCAUCUGUCUCAGUGAACAGGAGGAUGCUGAAGGUGUGAGUGUGGGGCCCCUGGACAUCAGUGGGACGCCUGACAUUGUCGACCGCCUCUCACAAGUUUGUUAUGGAGGAAUCGGAGGCUCCUCACCUCUGAUGGACCCUCUCCCCCCGGAGCUGCCACCUCGAGCGCCUCUCGACGAACCAGACAGCCGGAUUCUGGGCGGGGCCAGCCUGGGCACACCUUUUGCUGAGACGCCGGACGCCACAGGCUCCUUCCUGUUCUCAGAUGUGAUCGCUGCGGAGGCGGUGGAGCACCCGCUCAGCGAGUGUCAGUGGUUCCACGGCACGCUGUCCCGCCUCAAAGCGGCUCAGCUGGUGUUGGCGGGAGGACCGGCGAGCCACGGCGUCUUCCUGGUGCGGCAGAGCGAGACGCGGCGUGGAGAGUACGUCCUCACCUUUAACUUCCAGGGCAAGGCCAAGCACCUGCGCCUGUCCCUGAACGAGGACGGUCAGUGCCGUGUGCAGCACCUCUGGUUCCAGUCCAUCUUCGACAUGUUGGAGCACUUCCGGGUGCACCCCAUCCCCCUGGAGUCCGGCGGAGCCUCGGACGUCACGCUCAUCAGCUUUGUAGGGGCCACCGCUGUUCGCCAGCCAGACUUGACCAGCAGACCCCGUAGCCCCCCGCUGCCUCCUCCUCUGCCUCCGGGCCGCCCACCGCCACCGACUCCCCCUCAGGAGAGAGCCGAUGAGGCGGAGGCGGCGGCAGCGGGAGGAAGUGCAGCAGCAGCAACAGCAGCAGGAGGAGGAGGGGCACCGGCGGCAGCGACAACAGCAGGAGGAAGCGGAGGAAGUGGCGGCGCAAGUGGCGGCAGCGGAGGUGGAAGUGGGGGAGGAGUGGAGGACUGGGAGGAGCGGGACACUCCUCUCCGCCAGCUGGAAGCUGGGGAGGGCGAGGAGCGUGACGGAACGAGGGCGCCCCGAGCCAUCGAUAACCAGUACUCCUUCUUCUGAUGAAGGGAAGAGCAAGAGCGGGAGGAGGAGUAGGAGGAGGAGUGUGUGUACGUGCGUUUGUGUUUGUGCGUGAGCGAGCGUGAGAUUGGAUGAGGCGGCGUAAAUCAUAGCCAUUCAUAACCAGUAUUUUUAUUUUGUUAGCAAGGUUGGAGGCGAGGAGGAGGAGGAGAAGGAGGAUAUAAAAGUACUAACACUAAACGAGAGAGAGGGGAGACAAAGCAGACGGGAGAGACAGGCGGAAGCAGCUUCACAACACUAACUCGCGGUACACUUGUUUUUAUUGUUUGUUUUUUUGUAGUCUGAUAAGCUUUGAUUUCUGCCGGUACGAAUCGCAGCGGGCUCUCUCGCUGUGGAGCCAGCAGACCUGAUACCUCACGUCGGUCCUGCCAAGUCAAACCAGAGGCCAAACACACACUCACACACACAUCUGCACUGUGGCAGGUAGACCCAAAACCCAAUACUUACUGGUACAGAGGCCGUGACACAGCAGGCUCCUUUCUAAAGAUUUUACAGAUUUAAAGCUUCUGAAUGUAACGCGUUGGGUAUUUUUCAACCUGGACACUACGGUCACAUGUUUUUGCGACUAAUGGAGACAACGGUUUUGACAUUAGUUGAGUAGGGAGCGUUAUGGGUAGAGCUGCAAAGGUUAAUCAAUCAGUUUAAAUAAUAAAUCGAUCAUCAACUGUUGUGAUAAUCCAUCAGUCAGUUUGAGAAGGUAAUGGUAUGCUUCCAUCUUCCUAAAGUCAAAUACCUUUCUGUAUCUUUGCUACAUUAACAACAGUAACUGAAUAUCAUUGAGGUGAGGACAAAACAAGACAUUUCCUAUUCUAGAAGAUGUUAGUGGCAGCCCUACUGCAUUAUCCUCUCAGGCCAUUCGGUUUGUGUUGACUCUGACAGGCUCAGGUUGGUAUUCUCAGUGUCUAUCAACAAUUUGGAAGGAGCCUGUAGAGAAAUAUAAACUAUUCCUUUCCCUUGAUGCACUCUGUUGUGUCUAACAAAGUCUUUACUUUCUGAAUUCUCAUGUUGCAUCCACGUUGUUGAAAUCAGCUCAUGUUUUUUAGAUUACACUACAUUUCUACAAGUCACAGGACACAGUAACAAACAGAGACAACUUGUACAGGGAAAGAAAGAUACUUUCUCCUCCUUAGGAGACUUUCCAUAAGGCUGUCAGACACUUUGAGCCUCUCUGUGACAGAAACCGACUUUUCAAAACUAGCAUUGUUUUCGUUGUGGAUUAAACUAUAGAUUAUAAUGAUGAAUCAAUAGUUUGGACUAUAAAGUGUCCGAGAAGUGAAAAAUGUUGACCAAAUGUGUUGUUUUGUCCACAGCUCAAAAUGUUCACUUCACUGUCAAGAGAGGAAUAGAGAAACUAGAAAAUAUUGAUAUUUACAGAACUGGAAUCAGAGUAUUUCGACUUUAUUUUCUCACAAGAAAUGACUCAGACCGAUUAAUCGAGUUAGAAAUACUUUUAAUGGUUAACAAAUAAAGCAUUCAUCUGUGCAGCCCGAAUACAGAAGCCCUGAAUACUGGACUAAUUAUAAAAAUGCUGCUCCCAAUUGUAAUUUCUAACUUAGACAAAAGCAUGAGGGAUGUAGGGUCUAGUUAGAAAAAUACAGAAGUUAGCUUAUAAAUAAAUAUAUUUACAUGAACACUUGAUACGCUCAUUGCUGAUUGGAAUAAGACCAAACCAAUGUGAAUCCUUAAUAAAUAAUAUCGUAUAUAAUUGAAUGUAUUGUAAUAUUAAUAAUAUCACUAAUGUUGAUUUCAAUAUGUUUCCAUUUAUCAAGCAAAGAUCAUUUGAUGUGAAAAUGUGACAUUUUGCUGCUUGUUUAAUUUUACAUUAUGGUAUAUUUAAUUACAUAUUUUUGUUUCAUAAAAUAAAAAAAAGAUUUGAAAGGAAUACCAACAACAUUUCAAGAUAAGAUGAACCGAAUUAUCCCUAGGGCUGAAAGGGGUUGAUGCAGCAUGAGUACAACUGUAGUGCAGAUAAAAAGAGAAUCAUUUAGUACUGUAUAUGAUUGGCCAGAACAUUUGGAGACAAAAAAAUAGAUCAGUGUCCUUGAUUUGCAGUUUUUAGACUGCACCCUUAAUCAAUUUUAUAAUAAAAGAAUGUAGUCAAUAUUCAAAACCAGAAAAAAUAGUUGGUUGCAUCCAUUUUGCCCUUUUUUGUCUAUUACUGGAACAAAAUUGUAAUCCGAAAAAUAAAUAAAUAUAAAAGUUCCUCAAAUAACAUAUUUAUAAAUGGCUUAUUAGGGCCAUACAUUAAAAACAUUGGGAGAGUGGUUCAAUAUUCAGAGAAAAAAGUCACAAUUUCAGAGAUUAAAUUCCCAAAUUUACAAGAUACCAGAAGAAAUUGUUGUAAAUUUGUGAGAAAACAAAACAAAUGUGAUCUGUAGAAAAGACAAUGUACCACUUUAAUCUAAAUCCCCCCAAAAAUGUUUCUUCUCGCAAAUGUAUGACAAAGAUUAUUGACAUCUUGUAGUUUAACCACUUUCACCUAAGAGAAAUUAUAUAUUUUUAUUGAUAUUUUCUUGUAUAUUCAACCAUUUCUUCCCAGUAUAUCUCGCCCUGCACUGUAACGAUUAUUUUAGCAUGGCCCUGACACGCCGCCUCGCACAAGGCGUCCUUAAAUUGUAGUUUUUUUCAGUGGAGUUUGGUUUGGCGUUACACAGCAGAGUAAUGUAAUGUUUUGGGUCUAAGUGGCACAUAAACCGGAGCAGGCAGGAAACCUUUACCUCAGUCACACUCAGCAGCAGCUGCUCUCAGUUAAUGUCUCCCUCUCUCUUUCUCUCUCUCGCUUUUCUCCCUGACGCAAAAGAGAAACUAUUGAUAAUACCAAUAACAAUAAUUAUUGAUGGAAAUAAUAAUGAUGUUGAUGAUAAUAAUAACGGUCCGAAUAAUAGUAUUAAUUUUAUUUGUUUUUAAGACACCUUUUUAUUUUUAUUUUGUAUGCUUACUCCAUGUAACACUUGUUCCGACUCCAUCUUGUAAUUGAGACUGUGUUUGUGCCUUUUUUUAAUUUUUGGGAUAAAAAGAAGGAAAAAAAAGUAUAUAUAAGAUUUGAAUUCCUCGUUCUUAAGGCUACUUUCUUUUCAUGCUGUCCUCUCCUCCUCAACCUCAUUCUCGAUUCAUCAAGGGUUAAAAAAAAAAAAAUACAAUUAGCAGAAAAAUGUCAAUGAGAAUACCUACUUUUUCUACUUGUGCCUUUCUGUGUCUGUCGUCAUCGGCCUGCGUUCGUGUCGCUCUGUCUUCAUCGUUCAGUUUAGAGCUUUGCCCGUUUCUUUAUCCACCACAUAAACCACCCAGUCAUUUCUACCUGUCUUUUUUUUUUUUUUUUGCUCAUGUAUUUGUCUAUAUGCACCUUUUCCCCCUCCCAGUGUCCCCCCUUCCCCACCCUUAAUCAUCAUGUUCAGUGUCCUUUUCUCAGUUUCAAAACUCUUUGUGCCUUUCUCUGUCUCUUUUCUCUCUUUGCUGGGACCGUGUGUUGAGGGCGGGCAGCGUCGUCUGUCCUCCCUGUGUGGUUAGUUUCAGGUACUACAUUGAAUUUAAUGAUAUAAUAUAAAUAUAGUGAAACAUAGAAUUGGUGUGGUCUUUUCUUCCUGUCACCUUUAAAUGCUGUUUCUAGUAAAUCACUUACACUGCUAGGGCUGUAGCAGAUGUUUGUGAAGCAUUUUGAAUUGAAUUCACCAUUUAUUAUUUUCUUUUGUUUUUUUGUGCAAAAAAUGUUAACUAUAUGUUACUAUACACAUUAUGAUAUUAGUUCAAUUAAAUUACAGUGGUGGCUGCAAAUAAUUGUUUAACACCUUUCUAAUAACCCCAAA